UCAUGUCUUUUCUAACUCUGUUAUUUUUUUCUCCCUGCUUGCAGCGGCUCAGAACAACUCGUACGUGACUCUGAAGCUGCAGAAUGUGAAAACAACGACCGUGGUGGUGAAGGGCUCCAACCCCUGCUGGGAACAAGACUUUCUUUUCGAGACCAGCGACCUGAAUCAGGGUCUCCUCAUCGAAGUAUGGUGCAAAGGCAUGCUAUGGGACCGGGCCCUGGGCUACUGCUACAUCCCGCUGCACUCAAUCAUGUACGAGAUGGACGACGGCAGCAACGAGAACUGGGUAUCGCUCGACGGCGACCUGGUGAUGCAGGACGGGGAGGUGAUCGCUACCAAGAACCCUACUGGCCACUCCGUCCUCAUCAACUGCCACUUCGAACAACCCUUCGCGACAGGUUUGCCCCUCAUUUCUAUCUCUCUCUUUCCCUCUUAACUCUAGCACACUCUUCCGCACUCUUUAUCUCACAACUCUUGCACCCUUUCGUGCACCUCUCACUCUUUCAACCCCCUCCCCUUCUGUCUCUGUCUCUCC
This is a messenger RNA of Frankliniella occidentalis (western flower thrips), 535 nucleotides long. RefSeq names its product protein unc-13 homolog A-like. The record is from RefSeq and is a predicted model, not a curated record. NCBI's taxonomy places the organism in Eukaryota, Metazoa, Arthropoda, Insecta, Thysanoptera, Thripidae. Bases 200 to 436 code for a protein of 78 amino acids. The transcript is spliced from 4 exons.